AUGGACUUCUCUUUCGACCUCGUCGCCUCCAAAUGCGCUGAGCAGAUGGCAAAGUACCAGCAAAACGGCGACUGGUCGACAAUCUGUCGUCCCGAGGGCAAGGCUCUGACAGCCUGCGCUGACGCGAGCGUCCCACACCUCGCCGAUGUGAAGCGUCACUGCGCCAACCCCAUCCUCAACUACCGCGCAUGCCUCGAGGCCAACGCCAGCGAGACCGACGAGGCUGUGCGGGAAAAGUGCUCGGCACCCCUCAAGGCUCUGUGGGACUGCACCGAGUCCCGUCGUGCAGAAAUUGCCGAGCAGUCCAACAACAACUAA
Molecule: messenger RNA, 318 nt
Organism: Apiotrichum porosum
Lineage: Eukaryota; Fungi; Basidiomycota; Tremellomycetes; Trichosporonales; Trichosporonaceae
Exons: 4
Coding region: 1-318 (105 amino acids)
Source: RefSeq, a predicted model, not a curated record